AUGUGCAGCAGUAGCAACAGUACUGCCCCUAGCAGGGGCAACAGCAACAGUAGCAAAACUUAUAGAGACACUGACAUAAACAAGAGUAAUAACAUCAACAUCAAUAGAAGCAGUAACAGUAGCAGCAGCAGCAGCAGUAGCAAAAUCUAUGGCAACACUGACAGAAACAAAAGCAACAAAAUCAAAAGCUGUAACAUCAAUAUCAAGAGCAGCAGUAGCAGUAGCAGCAGCAGCAGCAACAGUAGCAAAACUUAUAGAGACACUGACAUAAACAAGAGUAAUAACAUCAACAUCAAUAGAAGCAGCAACAGUAGCAAAAUCUAUGGCAACACUGACAGAAACAAAAGCAACAAAAUCAAAAGCUGUAACAUCAAUAUCAAGAGCAGCAGUAACAGUAGCAGCAGCAGCAGCAACAGUAGCAAAACUUAUAGAGACACUGACAUAAACAAGAGUAAUAACAUCAACAUCAAUAGAAGCAGUAACAGUAGCAGCAGCAGCAGCAGUAGCAAAAUCUAUGGCAACACUGACAGAAACAAAAGCAACAAAAUCAAAAGCAGUAACAUCAAUAUCAAGAGCAGCAGUAGCAGUAGCAGCAGCAGCAGCAACAGUAGCAAAACUUAUAGAGACACUGACAUAAACAAGAGUAAUAACAUCAACAUCAAUAGAAGCAGCAACAGUAGCAAAAUCUAUGGCAACACUGACAGAAACAAAAGCAACAAAAUCAAAAGCUGUAACAUCAAUAUCAAGAGCAGCAGUAGCAGUAGCAGCAGCAGCAGCAACAGUAGCAAAACCUAUAGCAACACUGACAGAAACAAAAGCAACAAAAUCAAAAGCUGUAACAUCAAUAUCAAGAGCAGCAGUAACAGUAGCAAAAUCUAUGGCAACACUGACAGAAACAAAAACAACAAAAUCAAAAGCAGUAACAUCAAUAUCAAGAGCAGCAGUAGCAGUAGCAGCAGCAGCAGCAACAGUAACAAAACUUAUAGAGACACUGACAUAAACAAGAGUAAUAACAUCAACAUCAAUAGAAGCAGUAACAGUAGCAAAAUCUAUGGCAACACUGACAGAAACAAAAGCAACAAAAUCAAAAGCUGUAACAUCAAUAUCAAGAGCAGCAGUAGCAGUAGCAGCAGCAGCAGCAACAGGGCACGCAUGCUCUUGGACUCCUUUGCCCAAAGACAAGAGUCUGAGUUUGAAGCGUCAUCUUCUCCUCCCCACCCCUCAGCCAGCGAUUUUGGCCCAGGGGCUUGGCUGAAGGCAUCUGCCACUGCGCUGCAGAGGCUCACCUCUCCCAGGUGCUCAACAGCUUAG
Molecule: messenger RNA, 1311 nt
Organism: Sarcophilus harrisii (Tasmanian devil)
Lineage: Eukaryota; Metazoa; Chordata; Mammalia; Dasyuromorphia; Dasyuridae
Exons: 2
Coding region: 1-1311 (436 amino acids)
Source: RefSeq, a predicted model, not a curated record